AUGGGGAGAUCUGAGCUGUGUGCUUUGCUGUUGUUACUGCUGGGACUCGCUGCACUAACUCGCCCCUCCCCACUGCACCCCAUCUGCGACACCCGAGUCAUGGAGAAAUUCAUCAAGGAGGCCAGAGACACUGAGAACGCCGUGGAAGGUUGUACAAAUUCUUGCAACUUAUCAGAAGUUCUCACGGUGCCCGACACGAAGGUUAAUUUUAAUGAGUGGAAGAAAAUGGACAGACAGACGCAGGCGGCGGAGGUGUGGGGGGGGCAGGCCCUCCUCUCAGCCGCGGUGCUCCGGGCCCGGGACCUGGUCCCCGACCCCUCCCUGAACCAGCAGCUCGGGCGCACCUACAGCAACCUGCGCAGCGUCACCCAGAUCCUGCGCAGCCACAACGCCCAGGUGGAGCCGGCCCUGCCCCCUGCCCCGCCCCCCACCCUCAGCAUCCGGACUCUGGCCAAACUCCUCAACGUCCACUCCAACUUCCUGCGGGGGCGGGUCAAGCUGUUCCUGACGGACGCCUGCCGACCCAAUGCCAGGUGA
Molecule: messenger RNA, 537 nt
Organism: Emys orbicularis (European pond turtle)
Lineage: Eukaryota; Metazoa; Chordata; Testudines; Emydidae
Gene: EPO
Product: erythropoietin
Exons: 5
Coding region: 1-537 (178 amino acids)
Cellular component (GO): extracellular region
Molecular function (GO): cytokine activity; erythropoietin receptor binding; hormone activity
Source: RefSeq, a predicted model, not a curated record